This is a messenger RNA of Suillus discolor, 417 nucleotides long. RefSeq lists its product as uncharacterized. Lineage: Eukaryota; Fungi; Basidiomycota; Agaricomycetes; Boletales; Suillaceae. The transcript has 4 exons. The coding region runs from base 96 to 332 and encodes 78 amino acids. The record is from RefSeq and is a predicted model, not a curated record.
GUUUUUAUAGAUGAAUGGCAGCAUUCACCUUCACGAGGAAGUCUUCUCCUUGGUGCUGCGCAGGAUUAGGCUUCACCCAGUGACACUAUUUUGGUAUGAGAAUAUGCAAACGUCACGUUUUUUGUUCACCUUUCAUUAUCGAAGGCGUGAUGCCACUACCAGGUUUGUUUCGUGGUCUCUUCUCUCAUAUCGGACACUCCCCUGGUCUUCAAUUCCAAAAAUACGACCCACAAAUCCGGGCAACUGUCUUUUCUUUGGUGGGAGGAAUAACAUCUUCAAGUACGUCGCUCUGCUACUCUAUGCACUGGAAUGGUAUGAUUCUUACGUCUUGACGGUGGGGCGCCACCGCGGAAACCAGGCCACCAAGCUCUCCACCCUCGACUUAGUCGGCGGUAGGCGGAGCCUGGCUAGACAGGC